Vitrella brassicaformis is the source of this 4143-nucleotide messenger RNA. NCBI's taxonomy places the organism in Eukaryota, Vitrellaceae. The record is from the annotation of a GenBank genome assembly.
CGACGGGCUUCCUGGAGGCCAAGCAGCGCUGGAGUGUCUGGAGGUGGCAUGAGGAGCUGAGGGAUGCUUUCGAUCAAUCGAUGACGUUCAGCUCUGAUGCAGAUCUGCUGACGCCUACUCUGCACAAUGAAGGUCCGAAUGGCGGUGGAGAGCAAGAGAGCCCACAUGUUUGACAUUCCUACUUGCUUGCAUUUCCUUCAGAAGCGAGGUGGUUUUGAUGAGUGACCAGGGCAGAUCUGCUGUGAGAAGAGGCUGUCGGACGCCGGCCUGCUAACUUCCCCGCCUCUGUGUGUGCCUAUGUGAUGGGUAUUCUGAUGAGAUCAGAUGGCCAUGGCCUCCCCUUCUCUCCGGUGCUGUUCGUCCUUCCUGGUGGUCGCCCACAAAGAUCCCUCCCAGCUCCUGGCCUACCGCACGCAGAGCCUCUCACCGCAGCAGCCGUCCUCAGGCCCGUCCGUCGCGCCACUCGUGUUUGCCGCCCACCCGGAUGCCGUCGACGUGACGAUGGACGUGCAGGACUUCAGGGUGGAGGAGAGGGAGGAGGGGCCGCUGCUGAGUGCGGUCCUCGCGUGGCGGGGGCGGCAGCAGGGGGGCAAGCUCGUGGCCAGGGAGCUGGUGCUCGCCAACCUCUCGCGGCUGUAUGAAGGUGAGGUACCGAUGGCUGGCUGCACGGAGGGGGGUGCAUUCGAUGUGCGUCUGGUUUGCCUGGCUGGCUGGCUGCCUCUCUGGCUGGCUGCAGAAACGACGGAGGAUUUCCUGGGCGUCAAGCCCGUCGACCUCCCCCCUCCCUCUCUAUCCCCCAGCCCGUCAUCCGCAUCUCAUCACACCAUCCAGUGGGUGCAGCGGUGUGACCUCUCCAGGCUGCCACCACUCCUGCACCGCCCCUCACAGCCCCUCCCCUCCCUCUCAAUGCAGAUCAUGAGCACAGCCCUCCCUCUGGCACUCUUGGAGGUGUCCAUCGAGCUGGAGCACCCUCUGCUAUCCCUCGCCCCACUCAAGCCAUCGGUGACUAUCGCUGUCGGUCUCCGGGAAGAGAAUGCGGCGCAGGAGGCGCCAUGUGCGGCCGCUGCAGCGGCUGCCGCUGGUGGUGGUGUAGAGGAUUGGUGUGGUGAUGAGAGUUCGGGUGGAGUAGUGGUACAUGAGGUCAAUGUGUCGUCGGUUCUCACGUGUGACAUCAGGUGCGUCGGGCGGGCGGGUGGGUUGGUGGAUGGCCUACCCCUCCCUCACUUGUUGUGUUGUGCUGUGCUGUGUUAUGUCGGUCAGCCAUGCGUUGUGGCGCGGCCUGACGGGAGGGGAUCCUCCAGGUGACAUAUGGGACAUGGGCGAUGCUGCCGAUGACGACAAUGACAUUGAGGACCGUUGCGGUAGAGCGGCGCCGCCCACCGACACUGCAGGCGGCAUCUCAGUGGUCAUCUGGGUGGACAAAAAGGGCGGGUGAGUGGGCGGGCGAAUACACACCACGUAGAUCUCAUCUUGCGUGUGUUGUGCUUCAGGGUGUACAUCGCAUCCGCCGCGGCAUUCUCGGAUAGCCUCAUGGCGAUGGUCAACUCGCCAGCAUCUUCACCACCACCGGACGACAUCGACACAUCCGGCCCGCCCGAUCAGCUGCCCGUCACCAUCUGUCCCAGAACUCUUCCUCCCGCUGGCAGCAAUGCAGCUUCAAACACCGAUCGCCCCCAGCCGUCCCUGUCACACGCGCUGAUGCCCUCGUCAUCGAUGUUUGCCAUCGGAGAGAGGCCUCAUGCCUUCCUGCUGGCACUCAAGCGUGCGGACGACGAUCGGCAUGCCGCGGACGCCAUCGCAGUGAUAUCGUAAGAGGAACAGGAGACGAGAACAUUCGAAUAAAUGCUUACCGACUUGGUCUGUGUGUGCGCUUGCAGCGAUGAAGGCGAGGUGUGGGUGGCGUCGUGUGGGUCAGGUGGUGGUGAGAGGGGGCCGAGGGGUAUCAUGGGUGCGGUGGCGCCCAUCUGCCGCGGUGGGGCCAUCCGCUUCCGCAACGAAGAGGAUGGUGGUAAUGGCACAGAGAGGGCCGUCCAUGUGCAGCAGGUCGACUGCGCCAAUGACCAACAGGUACACAGCCUUUUGAUUUGAUGCCCUUGUGCUGGUGGUUUGGGUUGGAUGGGUUAAUCUCAAAUCAAUCAGGUGUAUGUGAUGGGCGACGACGGCACCACAUGGCGGGUGGACCUCAGUGGGGCGUCCUGGCCCCCCCUCGCCCAGCCAAUGCCCAUAGCCCCAGCCACACAGGCAAGACAUACCGACACUCACCCACCCACCCCUGACCAACCCCCCUGUGAGCUCAGAUAUGUGUGUUUGGGCAUGCUUCGCCGUGGUUGGCGUACGUGACGGUGCUAGACGAGGUGAGGCGACACCGCAUCGAGCCCCCCGCUGGCAGGGCAGCACGAGAGAGGGGCGACGGGCCCAGUGGUGCGGGUGCAUUGUCGCCUCGUGUGUCGGAGCUGGCAGAGAUGGGCAAGCGCCUCCACGACCAGAUUCAACGACUACAGAAGGAGAAGGAGGUAAGUCAGCACGUCGACGGGCACUCAACCACACUCUGCCCUGGUCUCUCUCUCUCUCCCUCUCUGUCCUCCAGAUGAACAGCGCUGCUCUGUCGUCCCUGAGCCGGCUGUCGUUGGUGCUGGCGGUGCCCUGGUACCUGCACGUCGCCAUCAAACAGCCCGGGGGGCCCAAUAGGGGCGGUCUGUCCGGCCGAGCACCAUCUUCAUCAUCGUCGUCACUGCAUGUGACCGUGAGGCCCCGGCCGAUGUCGCUCGGCAGUGCCCACAUGGGUUUGAUCAAGGCUCUCCUUGCCGGCACGUCGAAUGAGGACAUGCAGACCACAGGCGCCGGUGGUGGUGGUGGUGGUGGUGCGGGCAUCAUGCAGGCUGACGGUAGGCAACAAGCAGAGAGGCAGAGCGGCAGGGAGGGAGCGAUUCCCACGGAUUCAUCUGUGGAUCAUUUUUUGUCUGUUCUGUGUGGGCGCGGCGCGUAUGUGCGUGCAGUGGUGUUGGUGCUGGUGCGGACGGGCGUCCCAUCGUCGAGUGGAAUGAGCCGUGCAGAGAGCCACCCGCCCACAGCAUCCUCACCGAACCCAGACACGCUGCUGCUGAGAGGCCUGGCCACACUGUGGGCCGGCGAAUCUGGGACCCCUGCGAUGCGGCCAGACAGCCUCGCCGAUAUGCUGCACUGGUAAGUGAUAGGGAGAGAGCGAGUGAGAGUGGGAGGGCAGUUGCGCGUGUGUGACGCAUGGUGUCCGUUGGUAUAUGUGUGUGCGAUGCAGGCGUGUUGAUGUGUGUUCGUCGGGCUGUGUGGGGUGCGCCACGGCCCCACCCACUCUUGCACAAGUGUGGAUCAUACACCCAGGUCACCACAUUGACAAGUAGAUAGACAGACCGGCAGAAAGACAACACACCAGGACAGACGCGCAGUUUUUUUUUUUUGGUCGCGUGUUUUGCCCUUGGUUGCGCCAGACGUGGGCCGUCCGCUGCUGCUGGCUCAGAAGGGCGCGAUCGACGACCACAUCAAUGCAGCGGUGGUCAACGCAUUUGACCAUGACGGCAAUGACAAUGACGACGUGAUGGCGAUGGCUGGCCGACGGCAAGGACAAGACGGCAACGCGCCCUCACAUAACCAAACUGCCGCAUACCUGCAGGUGGGUGGGUGAGUGAGUGAGCCGGCAAACAGAAUCCCUCCCGUCUGUGUGAGCAUUCAUUGGUUGUGUCUGCGUGCAGUUGGCGGGGAUAGCGGCCCUGAGUCUGCCGAAGGUGAGGGCCAUAGGUGUCGUGCCCGCCAUGACGAGCCGCGAGGCCGCGCAGCACAAGGCGGCCCUCGUGGACAUCUACACCAAGAUCAGACAGAUCGACAUCCACAAGGGCGGACAGACAGAGAUGGACACAACAUAGGUAGAUGGCAUAUGGCAUAGCAGCUUCCCGACCGGUCGAUCAUCCAUCUGUGACGUGACCAGAGCGGAUGGUGUGUGUAGAGAGACACGCCCACAGGCGUGUGCGUCGUGGUGGUGGUAGCUACUAGGUCGGUCGGCAUACAUGUGCAGAUCUUCCGUAUUAAUUGCGGCCGGCAGUGAGCGCUAUUCGACUGACUGACACGGAUGUCUGUCUGUGUGUAGAUAACAACAAUACGCAUAAUUCUGGA